AUGCCCCACCGUUCGGUCCACGCUCGCUCGGCCGCGGACGGUCCGCGCCGCUCGCCGUACUCCGCGCACGCCUCUCAUGUGUAUCCAUUUAAUGUUCAAUUCCCAUAUAAUUUAACUUUGCGAUCAAAGCGAAAUUUUGCAAAGAGCUUCCCGGCGGCGGCGGGCCGGGUCGCGAGUGCGAGCGGGACGGCGACACAGCCGGUUCCCGAGAUCAAAUGCUGGGCCAAAUUAGUCACUCUCCGUCUCUCUAUCUCAAAGCCGAUCCGUAGUAAAGUUUGCGCGAAGAUGACAUCAAAAGGAAACCACACACCGGGGAGGCGCCGCCGCCCGCCGCCCGGGCCCCCUGGAGCCCCCCUCCUCCCCCCUCCCCGUACUUAA
Danaus chrysippus (African queen) is the source of this 378-nucleotide messenger RNA. NCBI's taxonomy places the organism in Eukaryota, Metazoa, Arthropoda, Insecta, Lepidoptera, Nymphalidae. The record is from the annotation of a GenBank genome assembly.